UUGAGCAAUCACGUUACAUGUCAUGAAAUAGUGUGAUUUUAAGUUCAACCGAGAAAUAGUUUGACAUUGUUUGGUAAAACCAAGCUAUUUCAAAAAAAACAAUUUUGAGCAAUGUCUCAUCUUAAUAAUACUGACGAUAAUUUGGAAUGUCUAUCCUCCUCAUUUAUCGGCCAAAAUUCAAUGAAUGCUUCCGCUCGAUCCAGAUCAGUCGGUCCAAUUUCCAGUCCAGAUUCUCGCAAUCGAUCAACUUCAAACGAUUGGACAGUUACUUUUUGUGACCUAGCUCGCACUGUUAAUGUAAAUCUGCCUCAUGAGAUUGCUAGAAACGUUUUGACAUUAAUCCGAUUGGGUGUGCCUCCCGAUGAUAUCUAUGUAUUUCUUCGAGAAUGUCUUACAUACAGCCGUUUCAACAUACAUCAACAACAAUGAUAAUAACAACAAUUUAUUAGACCAUCUUUUU
This is a messenger RNA of Dermatophagoides pteronyssinus (European house dust mite), 460 nucleotides long. RefSeq lists its product as uncharacterized. The record is from RefSeq and is a predicted model, not a curated record. NCBI's taxonomy places the organism in Eukaryota, Metazoa, Arthropoda, Arachnida, Sarcoptiformes, Pyroglyphidae.